Paralichthys olivaceus (Japanese flounder) is the source of this 1758-nucleotide messenger RNA. Lineage: Eukaryota; Metazoa; Chordata; Actinopteri; Pleuronectiformes; Paralichthyidae. The record is from RefSeq and is a predicted model, not a curated record.
UGUGCCCUGGAUACAAUGAACUAUGACGUUAUCAAGGGUCGGCCAAUCCGGAUAAUGUGGUCUCAGCGUGACCCAGGACUCAGGAAGUCCGGUGUGGGCAACAUCUUUAUCAAGAACAUGGAUGAGUCUAUUGACAACAAGGCACUGUAUGACACCUUCUCAGCCUUUGGCAAUAUUUUGUCCUGCAAGGUUGUUUGUGAUGAAAAUGGAUCAAAAGGUUACGGCUUUGUUCACUUUGAAACUCACGAGGCUGCAAACCGGGCCAUUGAAACAAUGAAUGGGAUGCUGCUGAACGAUAGGAAAGUGUUUGUUGGCCACUUCAAGUCUCGUAAGGAGAGAGAGGUUGAGUUUGGAACCAAAGCUAUGAAGUUCACCAACGUCUACAUCAAGAACUUUGGUGAAGACUAUAGUGACGAGAAAUUCAAGGGAGUCUUCUCUGCAUUUGGGAGGACUCUGAGUGUGCGGGUGAUGAAGGACGAGAGGGGGCGUUCACGAGGAUUUGGUUUUGUUAACUAUGCAAACCACGAAGAUGCUCGGAAGGCUGUUGAUGAAAUGAAUGGAAAGGAGCUUAAUGGAAAAACCAUCUAUGUUGGGCGGGCUCAGAAGCGCCUGGAACGCCAGGGAGAGCUCAAACGCAAGUUUGACCAGAUCAAGCAGGACCGCAUCCAGCGCUACCAGGGGGUGAAUCUGUAUGUGAAGAACCUGAAUGAUACCAUAGAUGACGAGAGGCUGCGGAAGGAGUUUGCCCCUUAUGGCAUCAUCACCAGUGCCAAGGUGAUGACAGACGGUUCGCAGAGCAAGGGCUUUGGUUUCGUCUGUUUCUCUUCACCUGAGGAAGCAACAAAAGCUGUCACUGAAAUGAACGGAAGAAUUGUUGCAACCAAGCCGCUGUAUGUGGCUCUGGCUCAGCGGAGGGAGGAGCGUAAAGCAAUCCUCACCAACAAGUACAUGCAGAGACUCGCCACCCUGAGGACCAUGCAAAGUCCCAUCAUCGACUCAUACCACCAGACCGGAUACUACAUGACUGUACCACAGCCUCCUACUCGCUCCUUCUAUAACCACAACGUUGUCAGCAACAUGAGGCCAGUACCUCGCUGGACAGGACAACCACCGAGACCACAGGGCCCGUACUCAACCCAGUUUGUUGGUAAUUCUGUUCCUCGACGUGGAUCACCGACCAUUGCUACAGUCAGACAAGCUUCCACCCAGGCUCCACGUGUUGUCAGUUCUUCACAGAAGACAAAUAACAUUGGGACCCAGACUGUAGGAGGACGCACAGACACGGCCGGUAUGAUCAGAAACAACCAGUACAAGUACUCGUCUGUUGUGAGGAGCCCUCAGCAGAUCAUCACUGUACCUGCACCGAUGACAAGACUACAGUGUGAUUUGUACCAGGUUAUUCCUGCCCCAGUGAUGGAGCCACCCUUGCAUGUUCCAGGCCAUGAGCCGCUCACCGCCUCGAUGCUGGCUGCAGCUCAACCAAUGGAUCAGAAACAGCUCCUUGGUGAGCGAUUGUAUCCAAUGAUCCAUGCCCUUCACCACAGCUUGGCUGGGAAGAUUACAGGGAUGCUACUGGAGAUCGACAACUCAGAGCUGCUGCACAUGCUGGAGUCGCCCGAGUCUUUGCACUCCAAGGUGGAUGAGGCGAUCGCAGUCCUACAGGCUCACCAGGCGAAGGAAUGCUCUACUAAGAAGUGAAGAGCCAGUACAGAUUUCAACGACUGAGGAAACAGAAUCAGUAAAAUUGUAAAAAAAAAA